Messenger RNA from Gaeumannomyces tritici R3-111a-1, 2115 nucleotides. RefSeq lists its product as hypothetical. The record is from RefSeq and is a predicted model, not a curated record. The transcript is spliced from 4 exons. Lineage: Eukaryota; Fungi; Ascomycota; Sordariomycetes; Magnaporthales; Magnaporthaceae. Bases 265 to 1707 code for a protein of 480 amino acids.
GUCUGUCCCUCGACGUGGCACCAUUGCUGAUGUGUUGGCCGUUUAGCGCGACCCGGUCCGACAGCCUCCUGCAUGGGUGGACGGGAAGCAGGAAACAUAAAAGGAACUGUUUGGUUGGACUGAGGCAGCAGCGAUCAGGUAUAACAACAACAUUCCUGUGCCUCCAGCCUUUCCCCAGCAGCCCCACCGCAACUCUAUCCCAGCCAUCUACCUAGGUCGGGUACCUACCUAGCACACUAGAGUUUGGUUUGCACGAAAUGGGGAAUGGGCAGUCGUUGUCCACUGUGGUUUUCCCCUGUCGCUUGCUCCAAGAACGCACCGGACCCUACGAACACCAUGGAAGAGCCUGAUAAACAGCUGGAAGAGCUUUUGGCGUCGUGGCAGACGUGCAAAAGCCAGGACGAGCAGAAAAAUGCUGUGAUCCAGGCCCUGUUCACUCGUGUGGGUGACCUCAAGGACAAUUUAAAGCAAAUGGAGCGCAGCCUGAAGGAGGAACGGAUGCUCAAAGACCUCUACCGCAAGAAUUUGGAGGACGCAACGAGCUCCAACAAGUCUCUGGUUCAAGCAAAGGAGCGGUGCUCCUUUGCUUUGGUUCUCGUGGAUGGCGACUGCAUGCUAUUCCAGGAUGAGUUCAUCAAGGGUGGGUUCGACGGUGGCCGCCGGGCCGCGCAGAGCCUCAAGCAAGGUGUCAAGUCGCAGCUGGACGCACUGGCCGAUGAAGGCAAGGAUCCACGCCUCCAGGUCGUCGUGCGUGUGUAUGCCAACCUCAAAGGCCUCGCCAAGGUCUACAAGGACACGUGCACUAUCUUCCCAGAUGUCCCCUCGGCUUCCGUCGACGAGUUCGUCCGUGGGUUCAACAUGCUGGAUCCGCUGUGCGACUUUAUCGACGCCGGCAACGGCAAAGAAUGCGCCGACGAAAAGAUCAAAGCUUUGUUCCGCCUCGGCCUCGACGACGUUCACUGCCGCCAGAUAUUGUUCGGUGCGUCCGCCGACAACGGCUACGCGCGUCUCUUGGGGCAGCACGUCGGCGACGAUGCGGUUUGUGGGCGCAUCACGCUACUUCAGGGCCCGCCGUUCGCGCACGAGUUGGCGUUGAUCAAGAACCGUUUCCGCGUGGCAACCAUGGAUGGCGUGUUUCGGAGGGAGAAGCUGUCCCUGCACCUCACGCCGCCGGCCACGCCCUCGUCCGACUACGUGUGUAACGCUGCUCCCGCCUCAGCCAAACCAGCCUCCUCCGACGUGGCGGCGCGGGAGAAAUCACCGCCGCAAGCCACCGCCGCUGCCCCGCCGUCCGGGGACACGAACCAAACUCCGACCUCCUCCAACGGGGAUGGCAGCGCCGCCCCGCUCGGCAAAGUGCGGAAGAACCGGCACGGGCAGCGUGUGGACCUGCCGAUCGAGUGCUCGGCCAAGGACCUGAACCGGAUGAAGAACCGUCAGCUCUGCCACAGCUUCCACCUGCUGGGGGAGUGUUCCUGGAUGGAAAAGUUCGGAGACUGCAAAAACAAGCACGGGGAGCGGGUCUACGGGCCCUGGGUACACACGUUGCAGGCUGUGGCCCGGCUCUCGUGCUGCAAUCGGGGCUUGAACUGCGCCGACCCCAAGUGUCUGGCCGGCCACAGCUGCCCCACGCCUGAGUGUCCCGGGCCCGCGAAAGGUUGCCGCUUCUCGCGGGCGAUGCACAAUGUGGAUGCCACGCCGCUGUAAAGCGGUUGUGGUGGGAAACUCUGGAUUGGUUGGUUGGUUUGGCGUCGUGCCCUUCGCACUCCGGUGUGAUGGCGGCGUAAAGGUUGGACAUAACAUCUGCUGGUAGCGCCGCGACUUGUAAUCCUCGGUGCCGCCUUGGCCACCUGGAAUGGACUGCGGUUGUGGCCUCGGUUUAAGGCGGGUGGUUAAUAGCCAGUAUGAACGGGUAAAUAGGUAUACAAUUGCCCAUUUCCUUCCGGCGAUGUCGGGUCUGGCAUCGCGAGGACUACGUGAUGCAUGGGAUCAAUACUUAGACAACCGACGGGCCCAUCGUAUCCUCCCAGUAUACUACUGCCGACAAGAGACAUGCCAAAGACAGCGGCCGGGAUUCGCGUACACAUGAUUGAAGCAGCCGUUUUAUUUUCCCAA